Molecule: messenger RNA, 2012 nt
Organism: Magnolia sinica
Lineage: Eukaryota; Viridiplantae; Streptophyta; Magnoliopsida; Magnoliales; Magnoliaceae
Product: protein DA1-related 1-like
Exons: 13
Coding region: 319-1764 (481 amino acids)
Molecular function (GO): ubiquitin binding
Source: RefSeq, a predicted model, not a curated record
UUUAGCAUGGGGCAUGAUUUCUACUUCAAAAAUCGUCUCUCUAUCAUUAAUUUUCUUCUUUUUGGUAAGUGGGUUGUGAGAAUCCCACCAACAGUUGUUCUCUGAUUCUUCAACGACAGUUCAAGAUUCUUCUUCAGAUUGAGAGAAAUGGUGGGUCUGCUUGGGAAUCUUGUCCCUGUCCGUGAAUACUUCUGGUGACAUCGAUUUUGCAAAUCCUUUACUUUAUUCGAUCUGGUCUGUUUGGAUUCCACCGUUUUUGCAGUUUUGCAGUCUGCCUUAGGCAAAAUUUUGCCAGGCCAUGUUCAAAUAACAUCUCGCAUGAUGGGUUGGCUGAACAAAAUUUUUAAAGGUUCUUCCAGCCAUAGAAUCUCAGAGGGGCAAUAUCAUGGAAAAUAUGGAGAGGAUAGGGUUUGGAACGGACACUCUGGUUCUUUGGAUGAUAAUUCUGAUUUUGAGAAUGAAGAUAUAGACCGUGCUAUAGCGCUUUCCCUUUCAGAAGAAGAGCAAAAACAGUCAAAUGUGCCUGAUAACGGAUCUCAUUUGGAGGAAGACGAACAAUUAGCCAGAGCUCUGCAAGAAAGUUUAAACACUGAAUCUCCUCCACGUGAAAAUGGCCAUCUUUAUCAUCUACCAUUCCCCUAUUCAACAGGGUUCAGAAUUUGUGCUGGUUGCAAUACUGAGAUUGGUCAUGGACGCUUCCUGAGUUGCAUGGGUGCGGUUUGGCAUCCAGAAUGUUUCCGUUGCCAUGCUUGCAAUCUGCCUAUAUCUGAUUAUGAGUUCUCCAUGUCUGGAAAUCACCCCUAUCACAAGUCCUGCUACAAGGAGAAUUAUCAUCCCAAAUGCGAUGUCUGCAAGCAUUUUAUUCCAACAAAUGCUUCUGGUCUCAUUGAAUAUAGGGCGCAUCCUUUCUGGCUUCAGAAAUAUUGUCCUUCACAUGAGCUUGAUGGGACUCCCCGCUGCUGCAGCUGUGAGCGAAUGGAGCCAAGAGACUCAAGAUAUAUCACCUUGGAUGAUGGUCGUAAGCUAUGCUUGGAGUGUCUGGAUUCUGCAAUCAUGGAUACCACUGAAUGCCAACCUCUUUAUCUCGAUAUACAAGACUUCUACGAAGGUCUGAAUAUGAAAGUGGAGCAGCAAGUUCCAUUACUCUUGGUCGAGAGACAAGCACUAAAUGAGGCCAUGGAGGGAGAAAGAAACGGCCAUCAUCAUUUGCCUGAGACCCGAGGGUUGUGCCUGUCCGAGGAACAGACUGUCAGCUCUAUUUUGAGGAGGCCAAGGAUUGGGGCCGGAAAUCGAAUUGUGGAGAUGAUAACAGAACCAUAUAAGCUCACUCGCCGAUGUGAAGUGACGGCCAUUCUCAUUUUGUAUGGGCUCCCAAGAUUACUGACUGGAUCGAUCCUGGCUCAUGAGAUGAUGCAUGCGUGGCUGCGGCUUAACGGUUUCCGCACUCUCAGUCAAGAAGUCGAAGAAGGCAUCUGCCAGGUUCUAGCCCACAUGUGGCUUGACUCGGAGAUCAUGUCAGGGUCUGGCAGCAAUGUCGCAUCAUCCUCAUCGUCAUCUUCCUCUUCCUCUUCAUCCACAUCAUCAAAGAAGGGCACGAGGUCCCAGUUUGAGAAGAAGCUCGGUGACUUUUUCAAACACCAGAUUGAGUCGGACACUUCGUCGGCAUAUGGAGACGGGUUCCGAGCUGGCAACCAGGCAGUGCUUCGGUACGGCCUUCGUCGGACCCUUGACCAUAUCAAGCUGACAGGGAGCUUCCCAUGUUGAAGCUGGGGCAACCGCCAUCCGAUGGUGGGUCCCAUAGGUGGAGUGUUUGGCCCACGGAUUAGAGCUUAGGGGCUGAUGCAUAAAAUGAGAAACUCAUAGAGAAAGAUUUAAAAGUCAUCCAUGAAAUGCUUCUUUUCUAUACACGUGAGAUGUGAUUGAGUGAUCACCGGUUAUAUCUGUUGAGACUAUUUAUGAACAUUAGAUUAAUACUUAAUAAAUGGGGUAUCAAUCCUUAAUACUUUUCUUUA